Messenger RNA from Brettanomyces bruxellensis, 1203 nucleotides. RefSeq names its product Tyrosine--tRNA ligase cytoplasmic (gene TYS1). Bases 1 to 1203 code for a protein of 400 amino acids. Gene Ontology annotation, biological process: tyrosyl-tRNA aminoacylation. Gene Ontology annotation, molecular function: tyrosine-tRNA ligase activity; ATP binding. The transcript has a single exon. The record is from RefSeq and is a predicted model, not a curated record. NCBI's taxonomy places the organism in Eukaryota, Fungi, Ascomycota, Pichiomycetes, Pichiales, Pichiaceae.
AUGAGCAACGUAGUGGAAGAUCCAAAAGAGAAAUAUACUCUGAUUACAAAGGGUUUGCAGGAAGUUCUCAAUGGACAGAUCAUCAAGAAGGUUCUCGAAGAAGAGAAAAGACCUUUGAAAAUUUACUGGGGAACUGCUCCAACUGGAAAGCCACACUGUGGUUACUUUGUUCCUAUGAUCAAAUUGGCACAUUUCCUUAAGGCUGGAUGUGAAGUUAAAGUUCUUUUAGCCGAUCUUCAUGCCUUCUUAGAUAACAUGAAAGCACCAUUGGAUGUUGUCAACUACCGUGCAAAGUACUAUGAAUUUAUUGUUAAGGCAAUUCUACGUUCUAUUGGUGUUCCAAUUGAAAAGCUUACUUUUGUGGUCGGUUCUUCGUACCAGCUUUCCAGAGACUACACGUUGGAUCUCUUCAAAUUGGCAAAUAUCGUUUCGCAGAACGAUGCCAAGAGAGCUGGUGCAGAUGUGGUGAAGCAAGUGGCAAACCCAUUGUUAUCCGGCUUGAUUUACCCUCUCAUGCAAGUUCUUGACGAACAAUACUUAGAUGUGGAUGCAGAGUUCGGCGGUGUUGACCAAAGAAAGAUUUUUGUUUUGUCUGAAGAAAACAUUGAGGCUCUUGGAUACAAGAAGAGGGCUCACAUGAUGAACCCAAUGGUGCCUGGAUUGGGCCAAGGAGGAAAGAUGUCAUCUUCGGAUCCAAACUCGAAAAUCGACAUUAUAGAGAAGCCAAAAAAGGUUAAGAAGAAGAUCAACAGUGCGUUCUGUGCACCAGGAAAUGUAGAGGAAAAUGGCUUGCUUUCCUUUGUUCAGUUUGUCUUGGGACCUGUUUAUGAAUUGAAACAUGGUACUGGAACGUUCCAGUUCUUUAUUGACAGACCAGAGAAAUACGGCGGCCCAAUUACCUACAACAGUUUUGAGGACUUGAAAACUGCAUUUAAAGAAGAGAAACUCUCACCAGUGGACUUGAAAGCUGGUGUUGCUGCUGGAAUCAACCAAUUGUUGGAGCCAAUUAUUGCCGAAUACGAAGCCAAUCCAGAAUUUCAGGAAGCAGCAGCUAAAGGAUACCCAGAGCCGUCAAAGAACAACAAACAGAAAAAGCAAAAGAAGCAAAAGAACAGAGGAUCACGGUAUCCUGGAAAGAAGGACGAAGAGAAAGAGACCGAAAAGGUGUCCAAGAAGCUUGAGGAGGCAAAAAUUGAGAAUUGA